Messenger RNA from Misgurnus anguillicaudatus (oriental weatherfish), 2304 nucleotides. The record is from RefSeq and is a predicted model, not a curated record. NCBI's taxonomy places the organism in Eukaryota, Metazoa, Chordata, Actinopteri, Cypriniformes, Cobitidae.
AGUAAGUGAUGGCGACCCAGAGCUCAGAAAGGCCCAAGUCCUCACAACCAAAGUGACAGAGCAGGCGCCUCUGUUGAAUCGUUUGCACAAGUUUUCAGACUGGGGAAGAAUGGUGAAGGCUAUAGCAAGACUGAAGUGUUGGGCAAGGAAUGUAAAGGAUCAAAAAGAAAGAUCAGAGUCUACAACACUCGAUGAAAGGAAAGAUGCCGAACUAUUCAUUAUCCGCCUAGUUCAAGAAGAUGUUUUUAGUGGAGAAAUCAAAGCUCUCAAAGAAAGGAAAGAGGUGAAAUCAAAUCAGCCCUCCAGACUAUACAGGUUAUGCCCAUUUGUAGAUGAACAUAAUAUUCUGAGAGUGGGAGGAAGGUUGACCAAAGCGACACUCCAUCCACAUGUUAAGCACCCUGCUAUUCUUCCAAAGGGACAUCAUGUGUCCCGACUCCUCAUAAAACAUUUUCAUGAGCGAAUUUGCCAUCAAGGUCGCGGCAUGACAAUGAAUGAGAUCCGAUCCAAGGGUAUUUGGAUUCUGAGAUGUAGCAGCGAAGUAUCUUCAAUCAUCUACAAAUGUGUAAAAUGCAGGAAGUAUCGUAAAGGUACCCAAGAACCAGUUAUGGCUAAUCUACCGCCUGAAAGGUUAGAGACUACUCCUCCAUUUACGUAUAGUGGCAUGGACUGUUUUGGACCAUUCUAUGUGAAGGAUGGAAGAAGAGAAUUGAAAAGAUACGGCCUUCUGUUCACUUGCAUGUGUUCCAGAGCAGUUCAUAUUGAAGUGCUUGAUGACCUAAGCUCUGAUGCAUUCCUGAAUGCUUUGCGCUGCCUCAUUUCCAUCCGUGGAAACGUAAGUCAACUUCGUAGUGAUCAAGGCACUAACUUUGUUGGUGCGAAGAAAGAGUUCACGGAACUCAUAAAAGGAUUCACCCAAGAACGCAUGAAGGAUCUGAACUGUCGUUUCAUCUUCAAUCCACCCUCAUCCAGUCAUAUGGGUGGAGUCUGGGAGCGACAGAUCCGAACAGUGCGGAGUGUCUUGACAGCCAUCUUGGAUCAGUCUGCCAGAACCUUGGACAGCUCCUCAUUGAGAACUUUCAUGUAUGAAGCUAUGGCAAUAGUAAAUAGUCGCCCUCUGACUUCUGAAUUCUUAAAUGAUCCAUUGGCACCAGAGCCGUUAACGCCAAAUCAUAUAUUAACAAUGAAGUCUGAGAUUAUUGCAGCUCCACCAGGAGAGUUCUCUAGGGAAGAUCUCUAUUUGAAGAAGAGAUGGAAGAGAGUCCAAUUUCUAGCCAAUGAGUUCUGGGCGAGAUGGAAAAGGGAGUAUCUUUUGAAUCUGCAACAAAGGAGUAAGUGGAGUAAGAACCGUCGAGAGACAAAGGUCAAUGAUGUUGUUUUACUUCAAGAUGACAUGACACCACGAAACUCUUGGAAGCUUGCCAAAGUUGUGGAAGUCUUCCCGGGAUCUGAUGGGCGGAUUAGGAAGGUCAAACUUUUAGUCAGUGAUGCAACAUUAGAUGGAAAAGGUGCACGCACUACUAAGCCAGUGUAUUUAGAAAGACCUGUACACAAAACAAUAUUAUUACUUGAGUCUGAUUAAGGUGUGAGGUUCUAAAUCAUAGAUUAUGUUGAUUCAUUGUAUAUAUUUGAGGUUCAUGUGAAAGAUUGUGUGUGUGAUUUAACUUACCUUUGGGUUUUCAGAAUCACAUUUAUGUGAUGGUGGGAGUGUGGCUGCAGCUACAGAAGUUUAAUGGUUUCCACCUAGUCUUGCAUAUUUUGCACAAUUUAAAGUAAUAAUUUCUGAUUUAUAUAUUUUGUUGAUGAUGAUUUGUAUUGGAUGGACUCAAUUUCCCAUGAUGCAUCUGUCACACAUUGGAAUGUAUUGGCUGGACUCAAUCUCCCAUGAUGCAUCUGUGUCACUUCCUGUUUGGUGAAUCUAAUGAAUUAGCUGGUGAGGCUACAGAGGAAAGCUACCUGUUUGAGAUGCUGCAUGCUUCAUUGUGUCUCAUGUGUACAAAGGUUCAUAUUGUUUAUGGUCAACUCAACAACGAAUUGUGACAUCCUCUCUUGGUUUACAAGCCGGUAAAGUGUUCUACGUUGUUUAUGUUUCCUUGUUGGAGAAAUAAAACAUCAGUUUGGAGAACCUGGCCUUGGAUUUGUGACUAAGAGCGGUACAGUAGAACACUUCGGUGAAGUCAAGGACCAGAAGUAGUCAAACAUGCAUGCGAAAUUGGCAAGCUAUUAAGAGACUGCAGCAAGUGUUUGGCAAGAAGUGGUCUACACAUUCGGAAUGGAUUUCCCUUUAGGAGACUGAAGUAAAGA